UUAAUUGCAAACAAAAGAGAAUUCUACUCCAGAUUACUUACUUCAAUACAAGACAUGAACCAACCAAGUAGUACUCGCCCGAACAUACAAAGCAAAAACUGCUUUAACAAAAAUGCGUUAGUAAUUAAAUGUAACCAAAGUAACUAGAAAGUUGGAAAGUAUUUAGUCACAAGUAACUGACUACAGACAAAAAUACGCGUUAUAUGAGUCCACCCCCUGAAAAGAGUUCGGCAUUCGCAGCACAGCAAAAUGUUGAUAAAAGAAUACCGUAUACCCUUACCGCUUACGGUCGAGGAAUAUCGCAUCGCACAGUUGUAUAUGAUAGCGAAAAAAAGUCGCGAAGAAAGUCAUGGCGAGGGAAGUGGCGUGGAAAUUAUCAUUAAUGAACCCUACAAAGAUGGGCCCGGCGGGAAUGGUGGGCAGUAUACGAAGAAAAUCUAUCAUGUGGGCAGCCAUUUGCCCGGUUGGAUAAAAAGUUUAUUGCCAAAGAGCGCCCUGACGGUGGAGGAGGAGGCAUGGAAUGCUUAUCCCUACACACGCACGCGCUACACCUGCCCCUUUGUUGAGAAAUUUUCGUUGGACAUUGAAACAUAUUACUUCCCAGAUAAUGGUUAUCAGGAAAAUGUAUUCAAUUUGAGCGGCAGCGACCUGAGAAAUCGCAUUGUGGACGUCAUUGACAUCGUCAAGGAUCAACUCUAUGGCGGUGAUUAUGUAAAGGAGGAAGAUCCUAAGCUAUUUGUAUCUGAGAAAACCGGCCGCGGUCCAUUGAGCGAAGAUUGGCUGGAGGAAUAUUGGCGCGAAGUGAAGGGCAAGAAGCAGCCCACAGCACGCAAUAUGUCGCUUAUGUGCGCCUACAAAAUCUGUCGCGUCGAGUUUCGUUACUGGGGUAUGCAAACUAAGCUCGAGAAAUUCAUACACGAUGUGGCACUGCGGAAAACCAUGGUGCGCGCACAUCGCCAGGCAUGGGCGUGGCAAGAUGAGUGGCACGGUCUGACAAUUGAAGAUAUACGUGAGAUUGAGCGUCAAACGCAGCUAGCGUUGGCAAAGAAAAUGGGUGGUGCCGAAGAGAGCGAGAGUGAUGCGGAGGAUGCUGAUAGCGUGGCUGACUUGCAUGCGCGGCCUAUUGCAGGCAGCACGGGCAGUGAACUUCGAAAGUCUGGUGGCGCGCCUCCACCUAUUGUUACCCAAGAACCGCCAAGCGCUGAAGGAACCUCGGAUGAGGAUGAAGAGGAGGAGGCUGCACAGGAAGUGAGCGCACGUUCACGUUCGCAGAGCAUACAAAUGACUAAGGCGAAAUUUGGUUCGAAAGGUGCACUGCAUUCACCAGUUGGAUCGGCGCAUAGCUUCGAUUUGCAGCCGCAUGCUAAGAAUGUUCACCAUAAAAAUGUUGCAAAUUGGCGCAUGGAGCGCCUGGAGGUGGACACCAAAUCCAACUCCGAUGAAGAGUUCUUCGAUUGCGUUGAUACCAACGAGACCAACUCCCUCGCCAAAUGGAGUUCGCUUGAGCUGCUCGGCGAAGGUGACGACAGUCCGCCACCGAGUAGUGGUGUCGCGUAUAAAGACAGUCAAGAAGACAGUAUUUUCAAUCAAGACUUCCUAAUGCGUGUUGCCUCCGAGCGUGGCAAUAAGCGACAGCUGCGUUCUUCGGCUAGCGUAGAUCGCACCCAUGAUGCGUCGCCACCGGGUUCGCCCGGCGCGCCAUCUUGCUCCACCACCAUACUCAUACUUGUAGUGCAUGCGGGCAGCGUCUUAGACGCCACCAGCGAGCUGACCGCCAAGAAGUCAGACAUUACCACAUUUCGUGGCGCUUUUGAGGGCGUUAUGCGCCAACAUUAUCCCAGUCUAUUGAGUCAUGUCACAAUUAAAAUGGUGCCAUGUCCCUCCUUUUGUACCGAUGCGCUGGGCAUACUUUCAAGUCUUAGUCCAUACUCAUUCGAUGCAUCGCCAUCGGCGGCGGAUAUACCAAAUAUAGCUGAUAUACCAAUUGGCGCAAUACCACUGCUAUCGGUCGCUUCGCCAGAAUUUCAAGAUACCGUUAAUAAGACAGUGACUGCAGCAAAUAUUGUCUAUCAUGAGUUUAUUAAAUCCGAAGAGGGUCACGGUUUCGCCGGUCAAGUGGUAAUGCUGGGUGAUUCGAUGGGUUCGCUGUUGGCCUACGAGGCGCUAUGCCGUAGCAAUGGUUCGGAUGGUGGUGGAAGUCGGUCAUCGCGCACCGACGACGAUGACCGCUUCAAUGACUCGGAUUUGGAUGCAAAACGUCUUUUGGUGGCACCUUCGCCGCGUCGUCGACGCUCAUCGUCGAGUGAUUCUCGUAGUGGCAAAUUAGAUUUUGAAGUAGGUGAUUUCUUCAUGUUCGGUUCGCCGCUUUCCAUCGUGUUGGCAGCACGUAAACUGCACGAUGCCAAGGCGGCGCUGGCACGCCCAAACUGUAAUCAGGUGUACAAUUUAUUCCAUCCUACCGAUCCAAUUGCUUCCCGACUGGAGCCAUUGCUCAGCGCUAGGUUUUCCAUAUUGGCGCCGGUAAAUGUGCCACGAUAUGCCAAGUAUCCGCUGGGUAAUGGGCAGCCAUAUCAUUUACUGGAGGUCAUUCAAUCGCAUCCACAGCAUUUUAGCGAUGCUAACAAUAUUCUGGCCGGCCGACGUCUAUCAGAUGCCUCAAUGCAAAGUACUAUUUCUGGUCUAAUUGAAAAUGUAUCGCUAAGUACAAUCCACUCACUUCAAAUGAAAUGGUGGGGCACAAAGCGUUUAGAUUACGCUUUGUAUUGCCCGGAAGGCUUGAGUAAUUUUCCAGCUCAUGCCUUGCCGCAUCUAUUCCAUGCUAGUUACUGGGAAAGUGCGGAUGUAAUUGCGUUCGUUCUGCGCCAGAUUGGCAAAUUCGAUGGCAUUCCAUUUGUCGGCUCUGCCGAUGACAAAGACACAGUCACCUUCCAUCCAAGUCAGCCACGUGAGAAAUGGAUGAAGAAACGCACUUCAGUUAAACUGAAAAAUGUCGCUGCUAAUCAUCGCGCCAACGAUGUUAUAGUUUUAGAGGGACGAGAACAACGCCUCAAUGCACGUUUCAUGUAUGGCCCUCUCGAUAUGAUUACUUUGCACGGCGAAAAGGUCGAUAUACAUCUAAUGAAAGAUCCACCAGCUGGCGAAUGGACAUUCCUUGCCACCGAGCUGACCGAUAAAAAUGGCCGCAUUGCAUAUACCAUUCCCGAACAAGUCGCAUUGGGCUAUGGCAUCUACCCGGUGAAAAUGAUAGUGCGCGGCGAUCACACAUCCGUUGAUUGCUAUGUAGCCAUAGUGCCGCCAAUGACUGAAUGUGUAGUCUUUAGUAUUGAUGGUUCCUUUACGGCGUCAAUGUCGGUGACGGGGCGUGAUCCGAAGGUACGCGCUGGCGCUGUUGAUGUCUGUCGCCAUUGGCAAGAGUUGGGCUACUUGUUGAUCUACAUUACCGGACGGCCGGAUAUGCAACAGCAGCGGGUGGUAUCAUGGCUAAGCCAGCACAACUUCCCACAUGGGCUGAUCUCAUUCGCUGAUGGAUUACUCACUGAUCCACUUGGUCACAAGACAGCAUACUUGAAUAAUUUAGUGCAGAAUCAUGGAAUCUCAAUUGUGGCUGCUUAUGGUAGCAGCAAAGAUAUAACUGUUUACGCAAAUGUUGGUUUGCGGGCCGAUCAGAUAUUCAUUGUGGGCAAGGUUAGCAAAAAGUUGCAAUCGAGUGCCACGGUCUUGAGUGAUGGCUACGCUGCACAUUUAGCUGGUCUGCAGGUAGUGGGCGGUUCUCGUCCUGCCAAGGGUAAUGCGCGCAUGGUAAUACCGCGUGGCUGUUUCAAUUUACCUGGCCAGGCAUCGAAUCCACGUCGCAGAAGCAACGCAUAUGAGAAAACUGCAGACGAAUGAGCUACUAAUAUAUGUAAAUAUGUACGCAUAUACAUACAUACGUAUGUACGUUUGUAACAAGCAGCCAGUGAUGGGAAUAUUAACAGCACUUAGCUUAGUAUUUUCUAAGCGAGCAAAAUUUAGACGAAUUUAUUUGUUUUAUUUCGAAUUAGUUAAACCAAAAACACAUAUCAUUACACAUUAGUGGAUAAAAGUGUGCAAUUAUUU
This is a messenger RNA of Rhagoletis zephyria (snowberry fruit fly), 4095 nucleotides long. It is a transcript of the gene rdgB, whose product is annotated as retinal degeneration B. Gene Ontology annotation, biological process: phospholipid transport. The record is from RefSeq and is a predicted model, not a curated record. Gene Ontology annotation, cellular component: cytoplasm. Gene Ontology annotation, molecular function: metal ion binding; phosphatidylcholine binding; phosphatidylinositol transfer activity. Lineage: Eukaryota; Metazoa; Arthropoda; Insecta; Diptera; Tephritidae.